Messenger RNA from Mytilus californianus (California mussel), 2312 nucleotides. RefSeq lists its product as uncharacterized. The coding region runs from base 18 to 2228 and encodes 736 amino acids. Lineage: Eukaryota; Metazoa; Mollusca; Bivalvia; Mytilida; Mytilidae. The transcript is spliced from 5 exons. The record is from RefSeq and is a predicted model, not a curated record.
UUAUUUUAGACUCUGGAAUGUUGAUGAAAGUAGUGUGGUUACUAUGUAUAAUUAUUGCUUGCAGUGCAAACGUUUUACCUAAGAAAGUUUCUGAUGAGAGUAUCGGUGAUAAUCUAGAUAAUGGAGUACUAUUACAUCGUUAUAGAAGAGGAUGGGGUUCCCUAAUAUUUACAGGCGCCUCAAUUUUGCUUAGAACUACAAGCCUCGGACUUGUGCUCGGAGCUGCAUUAUCAGAUGGGUGUAUAUACUAUAAAAGUAUCUGCACUGACAGAGACGAAAUAAAGCGUCUUGACAAUAUAAUAAAGGGUAUGGUUAGUCAAUAUGAACAGGAAUAUGUACUGGCAAAGAAGAACUUCUUCGAUUUGAAAACAGCAACAACUAAUAACGCUUAUAUAUCAUACUAUAUAAACCAUACUAUUCAGAUUGUUGAAUCCCUGCAAGAUAUCGAGGAAACCUUAGUAGCACAACUCGAACUUAAGUUACCAGCCUCGUCGUCAAUUAAUAAUCUUACGUUUGAGCUAUACCUAAAUAGCGUAAUGGGACAACUUGAAUACAGACUGGCCGAUCUCACCCAAAUGUUGGCAGCUCAUAAACAAAACGCUCUUUUAAGCAUAGCGAUUCACUAUCUAGUGGAAGCAUCAGUCAGUAAGUUUACUAAAUCAUUUCAAAAUGCUUACAACAUGGUUAGUAACGAAGACAUUCUUGCAACAACACAAGAAUCAUUAUGGGACCGAAUGGGGAACAGUGAACUUGAAGUUGAGACAAAGAGAGGAACUGUUCAGAAAUUAAAACUUGUGCCAAAAGCUUUCAAGCAAAUGGCAAAGAACUUUAGGCAGAACUUACGUGAUUUCGGAGCUAGCUUAAAAAAAUGGAAAAGAAUUAAUAACUGGAAAGGAUUUAAAGGUAAACUUGCCCAUACAUUUAGAAAGCCCAUUGCAAAGUUGAAUGGCGUUAAACAGUUCAUAAAGAAUCCAGCUGUAAGGGCAAAAUUUGUAAAAAAUUACAAACUAUCAUGGUCACAAGGUAUAAUGACCGGAAUAGGGAUGCUUGGUGAUGGCAUUAUGCAAUAUGUUACAGUCAAGGAAUGGAGCAAAGUUGCCACUGAAAUGGAAAAGGCCCGUGCAAGCUAUCAAAAGUACCAUGACAACUUGCAAAGCAACUUAACUCAACUUCGCAAAGAAAAAGACGAAACAGCUCAAAUAUGGAAAGAAACGAUUGAUAUUUUCAAGAAUAUCACCUUACCAUUUAAAGCUUUAAUGAUAAAUGCGUCACAAAACAGUAAUUUUUCUGAAGUUGUAGGACUAGCAAAACUUCCCGUGGAUACAAAUAGUCCAUUGUUUACGAUUGACUUUAAUAAACUGGUUCAAACUUCACUGGCCUCAAACCAGCUUGCCGUCAUAGAUUUUUUGAAAGACGUGGACAAUAAUAUGACUGUCAUUGAAGACGAGAUGAGGGCCCGUCUGGUAUUGUAUAACAAUACGCUAUCUAAAUCAGAAAACAAUGAACCUGUUUCAGACAUUUUUGCUGAUGUUAAAAACAUUUUGCGAUUCAGUUCAUCACAGACUAUGAAAAACUUUGGCAAUCAGUUGACAUCAAAAGAUUUGGUAUGCACCGUAUCUAUUGUACGUGCUGAUAUUUCAGAGUACGAUUAUUUUUCUUUAGAACCAUUCCGCCCUCGAUGUGAGGUAAAUAGUACAGCAUUUCAAGAAUUUUCGUCUGAAGCAUUGUUGCAGAGGAAAUCAAGACUUAUGCGAAAAAUUGUCAUAAAAUCUGUGAAUGGAAAUACGGAGGAAUCUCUUACGGGACUCUUAGAUGCUGUCCAUAAUGCGUAUUUAGGUGUAAGCGAUCCAAAUGUUGCAGCAUUUGGAAGUUCAGUUACUGAUAGAGAUGUCAUAUGUAUAAUAUCGAAAGAAUUUCCAUCCAAACAGACAUAUGAUUUUAUAAACUUAGUACCCUUCCGACCUGACUGUUCUGUCGUAACAUCAACUGAUUACAGUAAGUUGACUGCUGACGCUAUGAAACUGAGGGAGCUUGCUUCAGGAAUACGAAAUAGUUUAAAAACAUGUAAAGAUUAUCUUUUUUGUCCUUGUUUGACGCAAGUUGCAAGUCAAAACCAAGUUACAGUGGCGGAUGUGGAACAAAUUUUGAAUCAGCUAGAUCCAAACUGGGAACCAAACCAAGCAGCUUCAUUCUGUGGCCCUACCGGAUGUGGAUGCAGACAUCUUUAAAAAAACCACACUAUUCACAUUUGAUCUCUUAAAAUUAAUGAUUAUUGUUUCAACACCAUUAUUAAAAUAAAAUUUUUAUUUUUA